Molecule: messenger RNA, 3089 nt
Organism: Bombus huntii
Lineage: Eukaryota; Metazoa; Arthropoda; Insecta; Hymenoptera; Apidae
Product: serum factor response D-like
Exons: 4
Coding region: 1317-2387 (356 amino acids)
Source: RefSeq, a predicted model, not a curated record
GUGCAGAUGGAUCAAUACGGUCGACAGAAGUUUUAACUAUCUGGAGUGCGGAUAAAUUUUUACUGAGAGUCGUAUAGGAAUCUAUAAUCUGGGGAGCAUCUCGGAAGCCAUGCCGGCUGACGAGUUCGCUGGAAAUCGAAACAGAAGCAAACCAAGACUGCAACCACCUUAACGAACCGCUAUUAUCACUGGCAAGGUCAUCGGGCAGACCGGAUCUAAUCAUGCUCACGCCGACCAUGCUUCCUGUGCACUCGUUCCUCUUUCUUAACGACGUCAACCAGAAGAUCGGAUGGUAAAAAAUUCGAAAUCGAGUUGAUUGAAAAUCUCAAGGAAUAUUAAAAAAAAAAUACGAAUAAACAAUUUGAUAUAGAAAUCAUCCAUUUUGGGCAAAGAAAAGAAACAAUCAGAAAAAGGAAUAACCACAGAAGCUCUGAAUUUCAUUGCUUCCUAAUGGUACUUCCUUGGAUAUUUUUACAUUCUGGAGGCGUGAACGAACUCUGAAAAACAGAAACGACUUCUAUCGGAUGAUCGAAAAAACUACCUGGACACUGAGUAUAAUUAUUCACACGUGCGGAUGCCAUUUCCGGCAUGUUUCUCCAUGAAGAAGGUCAGCUUCAGUUUUUGCCACUUGUAGAUAGAAGUUGAAGUGGCGGACGUCUUAACGAGGUUGCUAGAAUGUCAAAGAAAUAGAUGAGGGAAAUAUUAUGAAGAUAUAUUUAUGAAUAUCUAAUUGAGCAUUUAAUUAAGAACUUAAUCGAAAGACCAAAAUAAGUUGGUUCUUGAGACCAAGUACCUAUCUAAGUAUAAUAGUCUUUUGUACUUACGGUUUAGUAAGAGGACUCGAGUAAAACGAUUACUCGUUAAAAGGAACAAUAGAAUAAUCAUGCCUCCGCAGACGGUGGUCUCUGCUUUCAUGCCUUAUCGCGGAGAAUCUCAGCGAAAAAAGUAUCCCGAAGCGUGAGCUGAAAGGUGGCUAUGUAGGCUGCCUAGUGAAUGCCGUCGCCAUGGUGGAGCUGGCGUGUAGCAACUCCCUAAGUCCAGGAACCUAAUCCCGCGUCAGAAAGACAAAAUUCGCUACGGAGAAAAGUAAACAAAAAUAUAUAUAUAGGAAAGAAGAGACAAAGAUUAAAGAUCGUUAAGAAUUAAAGGUAAUUUAAUGAUAAAAGAGAGAAAGAAUUGUGUAAAAAUUCUACUGGGAAAGAAAAGAAAGAAGAAGCCUCCAACGAGAAAGACGUGCUCAGAAGCGAGUCCCGCGUAGCGCCAUGUAGAGGAGCAGGAAGAAGCGCAGUCUUCCUCAGGCAUUCCAGCGUCGAGUAAUGCUGAAGCAUAUCCUGAUGGGGCAACCGUCGUCAGCGGGCUCCAGGCACCAGCACAAUGACUACCAGGCGAGCUCGGGCUCGUUGCACGGCGGCCACCACCACCACCAUCAUUCUGGUCACCAACAGGAUCAACAGCAACACCAUCAUUACAACCAAAACAACAACGUUCGUGGAACGACAGGGGGAAGCCAAGGAUGGGGAGUCGACGUUUACGACUCGGUGGUCCAUCAAAGAGCCAACGUGCAUCAGGCUGCCACCACGCCAUCUUCCACUCACAGACACCCUUUGAAUCAUUCUCAGUUGAGCGUGAACAAUCUUUCUCAACGAUUGAAUCACUCGCACGCUCUUAAUCUGUCCACGUUGUCCACGUCGAAGCAUUCUGUGAACAGCGUCAGUCCUGUUGCCGGUGGGAAUAACAAUAACAAUAAUAAUAAUCUGUCGACUACAUUGGGGGUGAUAUCCCCGGCGCCGCUGCACCAGGACAGCAGACCUAAAGCGAAUGGAGGCUUUGAUAUCUCGAGACUGUCCAGAUUACCCAGUCAGGCGACACCUUCGCCUGCACCUGCUCUUCAGGGUACGACUACCGGGGGACAGUUAACCGGUCCCGGUUCCACGGCGUACCCCUUGAACGCUUCCUGGUCGUCGUCCCUGUCAAGGAAUCACAAGGACCACGAGGUUAGCGCGAAAGAGACGUUGACCAGUUUGGGUUUAUUGUGUCUAGUGUCGUUGUUACUGGCGCUACUCUCGUUGAUCUUCUUGCUGAAGAUCUCACCGUUAACGGUGACGCCGAGUAGCCUGAUCAGCCCGAAAGAGUAUACGAUUGUCUACGAGGUGACGUUAGCGCUGUGCGCACUCGCCCUCUCCCUAAACCUCUGCUGUCUCCUCAUGUGCGCUAUACAGUUCCUCUUCACUGUGAAACUCGUCAAGACUUCGUAUCAAGGACAUUGGAGUAACAAGUACCUGCAAAAAUCAUCCAUCAGCCGGAUAUGUGCUGUCGGAGGGUUUUUCAUUAGCAUUCCCGUCUUUCUAACUGGCAUGAAUCUAAAAGAUACUGUGAACUAUCUCUGAGUGUAUGAAAUCAGUUUAGAAAUCUAAUGGAAAUAAAGUUAAUUUUAACGCCGAAUAGUCAUUAUUUUUCUUAGAAAAAUAAAAAUGAUCGUCUUUUAGGGAAGUUUUAACAGAUUAAUUUAUAAAGAGCUGAAACAGAAUAUUCAUGUCAUGCAUGAAUACGGCUGGUGGAUGGAUCGAGAUCUAAUCUAAAGUUUACGUUGUGUCAUGCUAGUUUACACAGCUAUCAUUCGCUCGAUCGAUCGUUAAGCUGUUGAACUCGAUUCAAGACGGACAUUUUGACUCUGUUCAGAAGAAAACUGCGUUUUAAUAAAUUUGACGGAAUAGAAAUUAUGAUAGACUACAACGUUUUUUUAAUUAUAUCAUAAAAUUUAUUUAUUUUUUUUUUAAUGUCAUGUUAGAAACUUCAAAUACUGUCCAAAACUUCGAACGUAAUCGUUUUAGAAAUUUGUAAAUUACUUAACGACCAAAAAUAUUGAAUUCUCUAUUGUCUGAAGAUAGAUUCUCUAUAAUUUAAGUAAUUUAUUCGUCGAGAAUUGAUAUAUAAAGACUUAAAUAAUAAAUUAAUUGAAAAAUAAUUUGCGACUAGUAUUGAAAAUUUCAAUGAAAAGCAUAUGUAUAUAGUUUACGCUUCGAGAAUUAUAUGUAUUGAGAAUAUGUAUUUGCGCUGAUUCUUUGUCCCGCUUGUUAUGGCAUACGUGU